CAUGUGGUAGAUACUCUAUCUAAACUAGUACAAGAAUGUUUUAGAUCUAAUGAAAUGGAGGCUAAAGUUUUUUUUCAUUGUCUUAGUUUAGAUACUACAAUUACAAUUCCCAAUUAUUCAAGUCGACAUGGAUGCUCUAAGAGUUUUAACAACUUUCAACUCUAUAUCUAUGGGCUUAAUCAAGUUUUUUUGAUUUAAUUUUAAAUGUUGGUUGUUUUUUUUUUAGGUUAUUGUUUUUUAUGUUUGGAAAAAUGCUAACCAAGGCAUGAUUUUUGUUGUAUGACUAAAAUUCUCGACCCUAUUUUAUCAUUUGUUGUAAACGAAUUAUACGUUAUAAUAACAGUGGAAAAAAAGAAAAAUUCUAAAAGAUGCUCGAGAAUUUUAAUUUAAAAAAAAAAAAAAAGGCUCGAGAAGGGAUAAAAGAGAAAAAGAAAACGGAAAGGAAGGGGAACCCUAAUUCCUAAUCCUAUUCAGUCUUCACCUCAGCCCUCUCUCUCGUGCGAUUCACUUCAGACGCUUCAGCCUCACAGCCGCAUCUCUCUCUCGGACGACGGUGAGAACUCAACCCAACCACCUCCUCUUCAGACGGUUUCUUCUCCAUUCUCCAGCAAUUUAUCUCCCUCAGUUCCCGCCCUCUAUUUAUUAGGACAAAAAAUUUGGAUUGUUGGGUGUCCAGGAAUUGGGUAUGAAGAGAAUACCCUCAAGUGAAUUUUGAUUUUAGAUUGCUAUGGCGAGGAAAUACAGCAGUGAAUCUAGUGAUGAUGACGAUCUGAAAAAUCAGAGAGACAGAAGUAGCCAUCGUCGUGGUAGUAGAAGGGAUUCAAAAUCUUACAGUCGUCGCAAGGAAACUGAUUCCUCCGAUUCUGACAGGAGGAGUAAGACUAUAAGAGAUCAGCGAGGUAGUAGUGACGGUGAUAGGGAAAAUGUGGCUGAUGUGGGGGCUAAGGAUAGAGGUCGAUGGAGGCCAAGUGAUGAAGAAGACGGAAAGGUCUCAAGGAGAACUGAUGGUGAACUUGAGACAGAUAAAAAAGUUGGUCAGCUAGAAAAGGAUCAAAUUCGUCAACAUGAUAAGAGGAACAGAGAGCGAGAGCCUGGAGAGAUAGUUGAUGUGAGAGAAUUCGAUCAAGGUACUGAAGAAGAUGAUAGACGUAGGAGAAGGGAUCAUCGGGGUGGGGAGAAGACCCAUCGGCAUGAUAAUGGUCGUAGAAAUCGGGAUAGGUAUUCUCGUCGCUAUUCAGAUGAUGAUUCUGAUAGAGAGUAUCGCAAAACAUCAGAGAGAAAAAGGGACUGGAAAGUUGAUGAAAAGCAGAGUGGACACAGAACCAAAGAUGAUGACUUAAAAACUCAUAGGGAAAAAGAGAGUGUAAAAGAACAAUUUGAAGCUGGUAGGGCACUUGAAAAGCCUAAACCUCAGGGGCAUUCUGCAACCGAAAGCAAUCCAACAAUGGAUACAUCAAAUUUUGGUAAGAGUGGUGGAGUUUACAUUCCUCCAUUCAAGUUGGCUAGGAUGUUGAAAGAAGUUGACGAUAAAAGUAGUGUUGAAUACCAGCGAUUAACUUGGGAUGCCCUCCGGAAGAGUAUAAACGGGCUUGUGAAUAAGGUCAAUGCUACAAAUAUAAAAAACAUUAUUCCGGAACUUUUCGCAGAGAAUCUGAUCAGGGGCAGGGGUUUGUUCUGCCGAUCUUGUAUGAAGUCGCAAAUGGCAUCUCCAGGAUUUACAGAUGUUUUUGCUGCUUUGGUUGCUGUUGUCAACACCAAGUUUCGUGAGGUUGGUGAUCUUUUAUUAAGAAGGAUAGUAUUGCAGCUCAAACGAGCAUACAAGCGGAAUGACAAGCCACAAUUACUAGCUGCUGUUAAGUUUAUAGCACAUCUGGUAAAUCAACAAGUGGCACACGAAAUUAUUGCUUUAGAAUUGCUCACUGUGCUUCUUGAGAACCCAACUGACGACAGCGUUGAAGUUGCUGUGGGCUUUGUGACAGAGUGUGGUUCUAUUCUCCAGGAUCUUUCUCCAAAGGGAUUGCAUGGUAUUUUUGAACGAUUCCGUGGAAUUCUUCAUGAAGGAGAAAUAGACAAAAGGGUUCAAUUCUUAAUUGAAGGCUUAUUUGCAGUUCGAAAAGCAAAGUUUCAGGGUUACCCCGCUGUGCGUCCAGAACUGGACCUUGUGGAACAAGAAGAUCAGUGGACACAUGAGAUUUCUCUUGAAGAGGAGAUAGAUCCAGAAAUCACACUCGAUAUUUUCAAAGCGGACCCUAAUUUCCUUGAGAGCGAAAAGCGUUAUGAAGAGCUAAAGAAGAACAUACUUGGAGAGGAGUCUGAGGAUGAAGAAGGUUCAGAUGGUGAGGAUGAUGAAGAUGAAGAUGAUGAGGAUGAGGAUGAGUCUGACGAAGAUGAAGAAGAGCGGAUGGAGAUAAAGGAUGAGACGGAGACAAAUCUCGUAAACCUUCGUAGGACAAUAUACUUGACGAUAAUGUCAAGUGUGGACUUUGAGGAGGCUGGUCAUAAGCUGCUUAAGAUUAAACUUGAGCCUGGUCAAGAGAUGGAGCUUUGCAUCAUGCUUUUGGAAUGUUGCAGUCAAGAGAGAACCUACUUAAGAUAUUAUGGUCUUUUGGGCCAGCGGUUCUGUAUGAUAAACAAAGUUCACCAGGAAAAUUUUGAGAAAUGCUUUGUCCAGCAAUAUUCUAUGAUUCAUCGGCUCGAAACAAAUAAGCUGCGCAAUGUUGCAAAGUUUUUUGCCCAUUUACUUGGUACAGAUGCUUUACCUUGGCAUGUAUUGGCCUACAUUCGUUUAACGGAAGAGGAUACUACUUCGUCCUCUCGAAUCUUUAUCAAGAUUCUCUUCCAGGAAUUAUCUGAGCAUCUUGGCAUCCGAUUGCUGAACGAACGACUCUCAGACCCUUCAAUGCUUGAUUCAUACGAGUCUAUUUUUCCAAGGGAUAAUCCGAAGAACACUCGAUUUGCCAUCAACUUCUUCACGUCAAUUGGUCUUGGAGGUAUCACUGAGAACUUGAGAGAGUAUUUGAGGAACAUGCCGCGCCUUAUUAUUCAACAGAACAAUGCGGCGGACUCCGAUGAUGAAUCAUCUGAUAGCUCGGAGUCUGAGUCAUCAAGUUCCGAGUCAGAAUCUUCAGAUGAAAGUGAUUCUGGUAAGGAUGAAAAGAAACGUAGGAAGCGCCGCAGGCGAUAGAGAAAUCAAGGGAGUUAUCUUGUAGAAUUGAGAUUUGUCUUGGCUGUUUAAAUUGUAAAAUUUGGAUACUUGUGAAAUGUUUGACAAAUUUUGUUUCACUAAUUUUUGAGAGCUAAAGUAUCAAAUAUGCCUAGUGAUAAUAGAGCAAGAGUUUGAUUAGAAUAUUUGAAUUAGUAAUUAAUACAACUUAACGAUAAUAAUAUAAUGUUUAGCUUACCGAAUUAUUCUACAAA
Messenger RNA from Cannabis sativa, 3417 nucleotides. RefSeq lists its product as uncharacterized. Gene Ontology annotation, cellular component: catalytic step 2 spliceosome. Gene Ontology annotation, molecular function: RNA binding; protein binding. The transcript has 8 exons. The coding region runs from base 728 to 3184 and encodes 818 amino acids. NCBI's taxonomy places the organism in Eukaryota, Viridiplantae, Streptophyta, Magnoliopsida, Rosales, Cannabaceae. The record is from RefSeq and is a predicted model, not a curated record. Gene Ontology annotation, biological process: mRNA splicing, via spliceosome.